This is a messenger RNA of Cordyceps fumosorosea ARSEF 2679, 2373 nucleotides long. Its product is annotated as negative regulator of differentiation 1. The record is from RefSeq and is a predicted model, not a curated record. Gene Ontology annotation, molecular function: mRNA binding. Gene Ontology annotation, biological process: mRNA splicing, via spliceosome. NCBI's taxonomy places the organism in Eukaryota, Fungi, Ascomycota, Sordariomycetes, Hypocreales, Cordycipitaceae. The transcript has a single exon. Bases 1 to 2373 code for a protein of 790 amino acids. Gene Ontology annotation, cellular component: cytoplasmic stress granule.
AUGCAGGAUUUGAACGGUUCCGCUCAGAACGGCGGCAGUUCGGGACGCUUUCAUGGCCACGCCUCCAAGCCCUCCAACAGUGAUACCGGUUUCUCUCAUGGAGCCUUCACUUCCAACGUCUCCGGUUUUGCUGAGAGACACCCUCGCCGUGGCAACAUCCCUUCUCUCAACACCCAAGUGAACCAGGGACACGGCGCCAACGCGUCCGAUGUAGCCUCCCCUGGAACAGCUUUUGACAUGCAGUUCACUCCUCUCCUGCCUUCGCAACUCCUCAUGGGAAGCCCCUUUCAACCCGGUAGCCCUGCUGCCUUCGGUAGCCCCCAGUUCCAGUCCCUUUCCGCCUUCCAGGGAUCUCAGCAGCCGCAUCAGGUCAACCAGCAGCACAGCGGCGGCAUGUCCAGCCCUACCCAGCAAAACAUGUCACCGCAGCAGUACCACGCCAUGGUUUCGCCUUCUCAGUACGGUGCACCCCAGUUCUUCCCACCCCAAUCUCCCACCGGUGGCUUCAGCAUGCAGCACUCGAUGCAGGCUGGCUCACCUGUACCUAUGAACGGUCCCGCCGCGAAUGGCACAAGCCGAACUGUCUACCUUGGCAACAUUCCUCCAGACACGUCUGCCGAAGAGAUCCUUGGUCACGUUCGCAGUGGCCAAAUCGAGUCGGUCCGUCUGCUUCCUGACAAGAACUGCGCCUUCAUCUCUUUCCUUGAUGCCAGCUCCGCCACCCACUUCCACUCUGAUGCCAUCUUGAAAAAGCUCUGCAUCAAAGGUCAGGAUAUCAAGGUCGGCUGGGGCAAGGCUUCUCAGGUCCCAACGUCGGUCGCCCUCGCCGUUCAGCAGUCCGGUGCUUCCCGGAACGUUUACCUGGGCAACCUGCCCGAGGAGGUGACCGAGGACGAGAUUCGUGAAGAUCUUGGCAAAUUUGGGCCCAUCGACACUGUCAAGCUGGUCCGCGAAAAGAACAUCGCAUUUAUUCACUACCUCUCUAUCGCCAACGCUAUCAAGGCCGUUACUCAACUUCCUCAGGAGCCGAAGUGGCAAGCGCCUCGCCGUGUCUACUACGGCAAAGACCGUUGCGCCUACGUGUCCAAGACCCAGCAGCAGAAUGCGGCCCAGUAUCUUGGCAUCGCUCCCGGGUAUGCUCACAUGCUGACUGGCGCCGACCGCGAUGUUAUUUCCAACGCUCUGGCCCAGCAGUCUGUUGCUGCCGCCGCUGUAGCGACCACGGCUGGUGGAAUCAACAACUUGGGCAACCGCACCAUCUACCUGGGCAACAUUCAUCCCGAGACUACGAUUGAGGAGAUUUGCAACGUCGUCCGGGGUGGACUUUUGCAUCACAUCCGCUAUAUCCCUGAUAAGCAUAUUUGCUUCGUCACCUUCAUCGAUCCCACCGCUGCUGCGUCUUUCUACGCUCUUAGCAACCUCCAAGGCCUCAUGAUCCACAACCGUCGACUCAAGAUUGGCUGGGGCAAACACUCUGGUGCUCUGCCACCUGCGAUCGCACUGGCCGUCAGCGGCGGCGCUUCUCGCAACGUCUAUGUCGGAAACUUGGACGAAACCUGGACCGAAGAACGCUUGCGUCAAGACUUUUCCGAGUACGGCGAGAUCGAGCUUGUCAAUACUUUGCGUGAAAAGAGCUGCGCGUUUGUGAACUUUACCAACAUUGCCAACGCUAUCAAGGCUAUCGAGGCCAUCCGUGGCAGGGAUGACUACAAAAAGUUCAAGGUCAACUUUGGCAAGGACCGCUGUGGUAACCCUCCUCGCCAGAUGCAGCAGAAUGCCUCGCCACGCAGUGAUGGUAUAGGCUCCCCUCAGGCUGGUGGUUCCCAGAACGGAAGUUCCCCGUCCAACGAUGGCAACCAGCAGUCCGCCGCCCUGUUCAACGCCAACAACAACCCGCUCACCAUGUACCUCAGCCAGCUUUCUCAGCACGCCCAUCAGCAGCAGAACCAGCAGCACCUGCAGAUGGCUGCCCAGCAGAAUGCCAUGUUCGGUGCUGCCCAGUCUUCUGGAAAUGAAAUGACCCUCGACAUGGCCCAGCCGCAGCUCGGCUCUCAUGGCCAGUCGGCCAGCAUCUCCAACGGCUACCCUACCAGCACUGGCGUGUCCGGCUCGACGACCAUCGGCGGUCUUUUGGCUCCUGGCGCCGGGCGCGGCUCCCACAGCCGUGCCGUCAGUCUGCCUGCCUUUGGUCCCGGCUUCGAAAACGGCACCAACAGCCCCAGCAGCCUGCACGGUAGUAACGGCGGCGAGGGCGAGCAGCAGCGACGUGGCCACCAGUACCAGGCUAGCUACGGCGGCAUCGGUGGCAGUGGCUUCGGCCUCGCCAUUCAGAGCGGCCUCAACGGCUGGGCCGAGGAAGAAGUAGCCAACUAA